Messenger RNA from Megalobrama amblycephala (Wuchang bream), 9934 nucleotides. RefSeq names its product phosphodiesterase 8B (gene pde8b). The transcript is spliced from 22 exons. The record is from RefSeq and is a predicted model, not a curated record. NCBI's taxonomy places the organism in Eukaryota, Metazoa, Chordata, Actinopteri, Cypriniformes, Xenocyprididae. The coding region runs from base 924 to 3290 and encodes 788 amino acids. Gene Ontology annotation, molecular function: 3',5'-cyclic-AMP phosphodiesterase activity. Gene Ontology annotation, biological process: signal transduction; regulation of DNA-templated transcription.
GUUGUGUAAAUGUACCCUCAGUGUGUUUUACUACCUGUGAUGUUUGUAAUUGUUAAUUGCAGUUGUUGAAACUGUAAUUGUGUCUCUUCAGAGAUAGUGAUUACAUUGCGACUGUAGGUCUGUCCAAAUAAACAGUGUAUGUGUGUGUGUGUGUGUGUGUUGUCAGGAAUAGAAGCUCUUGAGUGUAGAUGACCUCUCAAUGGGCAAAAUUAACAUAAAACAGGAAGAUAACCAAAGCAAAUUUAUGCUUUGCAAUUUACAAAAGAGUGAAAGAGAGAAAAUUGAUUUUGUUUAAAAAAAAUAGAUCUUUUUACUGAAAAACAAUCAAAACAAAGAAUUCAGUUUUUGCAGUGCAUCUAAAUUUCUUUACUCAUUUCUUUAGCCUUCUUGCAAAAUAAAAUGUGAAUUACAUAUGGUGCUUUUAUAGUGAUUUUGAUCCGUAUUUAGCUUGUGAAGGCUUUUUGUACAUGUGUGUUUGUGUGUGAGUGUGUUUAUUCCUGCUGAGAGGCUUAUGUGUAGUGUUAAAGUGGAUGACGCAGAAGGCUUUGAGCCACCUGCUCUCUGUCAUUGCAACAAUGCUGCCGUACCAUUUGGACAACGCUAUAAAAAAUAGCCUUUUACUUUUUUUACAAUGUACAUCAUAUCUACAUCAUAGCUUUAAAACAGUGCUUAAAACUGUUUGACAAUAGGAAUAUGGAUAACCAUGCUCAAAUCAGCUGGAUAACACGGUUGGAUUGGAGUUCAUGCUGAUCAGGAUGGCUAAAUCUGUCUUGCGAUCACAUCGACAUUAGUUCAAUCUGUGAAACGUUAUUUCUUCAGUGGAUUGACAUUGUCUCGUCUAGUUUGCGUAAAUGGUUGAACUGGUGGACAUUCAAGCACAUGUGCAAACAAUGUGUGAUUAAAAACAGGCUAGGCAUGUCAAAAUGUUGCUUCAGGGCUCUGAAAUGGUGUCUGCUGCAGAAGAGCGUCUGGGGCCGAUGCGACUGACACAGGAGCCCAUUCAGGUGUUACUGGUCUUCGCUAAAGAGGACAGUCAGAGCGAUGCGUUCUGGUGGGCGUGUGAGCGGGCGGGCUUCAGGUGUAACAUCGCACGAACACCUGAGUCUGCGGUGGAGUGUUUCUUGGAUAAACACCACGAGAUCGUCAUCAUUGAUGGGCGGCACUCACGGUACUUUGAGGCUGAAGCCGUCUGCAGGAUGAUUCGAGCGACCAAGCCUUCUGAACACACUGUUAUUUUGGCAGUGAUGCCACAAACUCCCUCAGAUCAGGAGGAACCAUCUGUCCUUCCUCUUCUCUCUGCUGGCUUUUCCAGAAGGUACCUGGAGAACAGCAGUGUGUCGGCCUGCUAUAAUGAGUUAAUCCAAUUAGAACACGGAGAGGUUCGAGCUCAGUUCAAACUGAGGGCUUGUAACUCUUUGUUUACUGCAUUAGAACAGUGUCAGGAAGCUGUGGAGAUCAGCAGUGAAGAUCAUGUCAUUCAAUAUGUAAAUCCAGCAUUUGAAAAGAUGAUGGGCUAUCAUAGAGGCGAACUGAUCGGUAAAGAGUUGACUGAACUACCCAAGAGUGACAAGAACAGCGCCGACCUGCUGGACACCAUCAACACCUGCAUCAAGAAAGGAAAGGAAUGGCAGGGGAUCUAUUUCUCACGGAGGAAAUCAGGGGACAGUAUUCAGCAAUAUGUCAGAAUCACUCCUGUGAUUGGCCAGGGAGGAAAAAUUCGCCAUUUUGUGUCCAUCAAGAGGCCUUACAGUGACAACCACAGACAGGUUCAUAAGUUGAGCAAAGAAGACAAAUGCUCUGGUGAACAUUCACAAUCAGAGUGCAAUUCCUUGCGUCACAAGGACCGGAGGAAAGAGUCUGUGGACGUCAGAUCUAUCAGCUCUCACAGCAGCGAUGCUCCCAGUCUACAGAAUCGCAGAUAUUCCUCUAUGGCCCGAAUCCACUCCAUGACUAUUGAGGCUCCGAUCACUAAGGUGAUAAAUAUCAUUAACGCAGCACAGGAGAGCAGUCCCGUGACAGUAGCGGAAGCUCUGGAUCGUGUUCUGGAGAUUUUGCGGACCACCGAACUGUACUCACCCCAACUGGCCUCAAAAGAAGACGACCCUCACACCAAUGACCUGGUGGGGGGUCUCAUGAGUGAUGGACUCAGAAGGCUCUCUGGGAAUGAGUAUGUCUUCUCCAAAAGUGCUUUACACAAUAUGAGUCAGAGUCAGCUGGCAGUACCUGUGCCAUUAAACGACAUCCCGCCAUCCAUCGCAGAGCUGCUCAACGAGGAGGAACGCUGGGAAUUCAAUAUCCUGGAGCUGGAAGCAGCUACACACAAGAGGCCGCUGUCAUACCUGGGUCUGAAGAUUUUCUCUGCUUUUGGUGUGUGUGAGUUCCUGAACUGCACAGAGGCCACGUUGCGCUCGUGGCUGCAGGUGAUCGAGGCUAAUUACCACGCCUCCAACUCCUACCACAACUCAACACACGCCGCAGACGUUCUGCACGCCACAGCCUACUUCCUGCGCAAGGACAGAGUCAAGGGCAGUCUUGACCAGUUAGAUGAAGUUGCAGCACUAUUGGCAGCCACGGUCCAUGACGUCGAUCACCCGGGCCGUACCAACUCAUUCCUAUGCAAUGCAGGGAGUGAGCUAGCGAUUCUGUACAACGACACAGCCGUCCUGGAGAGCCACCACGCCGCUCUUGCUUUCCAGCUUACUGUACGAGACAGCAAGUGCAACAUCUUCAAAAACAUGGAAAGGACUCAGUUUCGGACCCUACGGCAGGCCAUAAUUGACAUGGUGUUGGCAACAGAAAUGACUCGACACUUUGAACACGUCAAUAAGUUCGUAAACAGCAUCAAUAAACCCAUGAGUGCCAUUGAGGAGACGAGCUCCAAUAGUGAAGGCAGUGAUUGUGAGGGACAGGCCAGUAUUCGCAACUCUCCUGAGAACCGUCUGUUGAUUAAACGGAUGCUGAUUAAAUGUGCUGAUGUGGCCAAUCCCUGCAGACCUCUGGAGCUCUGCAUCGAAUGGGCUGGUCGCAUUUCAGAGGAGUACUUUGCUCAGACUGAUGAGGAGAAAAGACAAGGUUUGCCGGUUGUCAUGCCAGUGUUUGACCGGAAUACCUGCAGUAUUCCUAAAUCCCAGAUCUCAUUUAUCGACUAUUUCAUCACGGACAUGUUUGAUGCCUGGGAUGCAUUUGCCAGUUUGCCAGGUCUGAUGGAGCAUUUGGCGGAGAACUACAAAUACUGGAAGAACUUGGAUGAGAUGAAAUGUAAAAGCCUGCGGCCUCCACCUCCUCCGUGAACCCUCAUGACCCCCUUACCCUCGAGGUCAAAGAUCAGAGGUUGAAUGUAGCAUCUCUGCCGGUCCUCAAAGAUUCCAUCCACUGAACACAGAUCAGCAGCCCUGUUUUUCCAACGACGCUCCACCCCUAGCGACAAUCGCCCGGUAACGAGGGUAAAAUACAAACCAACGACAAAAUGAAUGCACUUUAUCAUCAUACAAUCCUCUUCCAGCAUCUUUUCACUUUCUUCUCUUCUCUUUUUUUAAAUCCUCUGUGUUCUUUCAGCUGUUUUUAGUGAUUUCUGGACAGCGAUUUUUUUUUUUUAAUGUCUGACACAAGAAGAUAAAGACUGAUCUUAGUCCAGCAGAGGACUGUAUAUACUAUAUGCGCUAAACUAUGGGAUAUACACUGGGACUGAAACGUGUAUGCUCAGAGAGGUCUGUAACUAUACACAUGCACAUAUAAUAUUAACAGACAUGUGGGAUUGUAGAUCCAAAUGCGAAAAGGGCUUUAUUUGGACUCUGAAGCAGUUAUAAGGAGGAAAACUGUGUGUCAGUGGGACUAAACUACUUUGGAAACCACAAAAAGGACCCAGUAGGGAGCCCUGAGGCACUCCCUUCGGUCCUGCCACAUCUUCCCCCUUAUUGAUUUGAUCAGUGCAGAUGGAAUAUUUUGACAGAAUGUUGUCACGAGAAACAAAUGUCAAGUUGCCAAACCGGAAGAACUGAAGUAUUCGGACAAUGAAUUGGUAUUGACCAGCACUGAAAACGAUUCAGUGUGUGAGAAUGUAAAAACUGCAACGGAUCAGCCCGCCGCGGGCUGUCAUUAUUCCAGCGUUUUCUGUAUCAGAAGCCUUUCUCAGACUCCAAGGACUGGUGUAUAAUAAUCAAUAAUUUUGAUAUAAAUAGCCAAUAAUAACAAAGAAUAUAUUUCUCAGAAACACUGUAUAUCCAGACACAUACUGUAAUAACGUGAAGCUUGACGACGUGUGUGUGUGAGAGCGAGAGAGCGAGUGUGUGAUAUGAUUUGCUUAGUGUUAAAUGUAUUUUACACAUGGCAGUUAACAUUCCUACUUCACGCAAUGGUCCGUACGGAUGCGACAUUCCCUAAUCUAUGUGUAAACCUAAACUCCAGCACAGCCUCAUGACGAGACCACUGACACGUUUGCUCAUGCUGACUGGUGAACUCGCACGUAUUGUAAGUGUUACACCAUUUUUAAGUAUUAUUUAUUUACAAAAUGAGCUCGGCUGUAUAUCGCUUCCAUAAUCGCGGGUCUGCUUUACCAUAGACGCACAUCGCCGACAAGCUUCAAACGUUCACCUUUUGUAGGCCAAAAAGCAUCCAGUGCCAAAGGUGCGUUUAUAAUCAAGCACGAUGAUGAGUUUUAAACAGAUGUUUGGCUGAAGCCGUUCCGACUGAAAAAAAAGACCUAGUUUAGAUUUCUUGAAAUCAGUCACGCUGACCGAUCGCUGAGAAGUUUGUUUUUUUUAACCCAUAUGUUUUAUUAAGCGUAGCUGUUAGUGUCAUGGCACCUCAUUUUUGCCGGAUUACAGUUGGACGCGUAGCUGAACUGCAUUGGCUCACGGACAGGCUUAGUAGGAAUGUUUAUAACUCGGUUGACGCCCUUUUACUCUUUACACAUUGUGUAGACGUGAUUGGAAAGAAGCUCUUGAGAGCUUCGUCUUCACGAUGACUUCACAGCGACCGUUCUAGUUCUAGAACCCACCAGCACGAGUGUUCCGACUGUGAUGACAUCAUUAUGACAUCAACAGUUCUGAUUCUACAAUGCCCUCGUAAGAAUGGCAGCAGCUGUUUUUGUUGUUCUUCGGUUGGCAGUGCAUCACAGUGACUGUUUUUAAGCGCUUGUGCAGUUAAAGGCAUGCGGUGCACAUUCAGCAGCUCGCAGGGUUUUGAUUUUCCUCUUUCCUGUUCUCUCAUCCUUCCUGAUUCUAUCUGUUUCCCUCCCUUUUUUCUUGUUGCUUUUAUGUGGUCACAAGGGUAGAACAGUGGUUUUGGUAGCACUUUUGAAGCCUGUAUAUGUAAUGUAUUAUAUAAAGUAUUCUGAAUGCAUGCUAUAUCAGUGGGUAUUGCUUAAUAUUGACAUUUUUAAAUUAUUGAGCUAAAUCAGACAAUAUUUUUUAGCAGAUAAUGUCAAGGAUUAUUUUUGCACUUUAAAAAAAAAACUCUGAAAUUGGGUUAUGAUUAGGAAUUUUUAAGGCAUUAUACUUUUUAAAGGUAUAACUGUAAUUUAUAUUGCAACUGUAGUUACAAUUUUGUACAAGAACCUACAACUGAUGUAUUAUAUAAAUGCAUUAAGAAUUCUUUUAUAAUAUACUAUAUAUGCAUGCUUAAUAGAUAUUAUACUAUUUUCUUUCACCCAUUUUUUUUUAUUAUUUACAGCUCUUCAGAUAUUAAUGCUGCAGUACAAAUUAUGGCGGAUGCUCUUGUCACCAUCUAGUGGUAAAUCUAAAGAACCGUACACAUUAUUUAAAGGGAUAGUUCACCCAUAAAUUAAAAUUCUGUCAUUUACUCACCCUCAAGUUGUUCCAAACCUGUAUGAAUUUAUUUCAUUUGCUGAACACAAAAGAAGAUAUUUUUGGGAAUUUGUGUAACAAACAGUUGAUGGUCCCCAUUGAGUUACAUAGUAUUUUUUUUCCAUACUAUGGAAGUCAAUGCACUGUAAAAAAAAAAAUUCUUAUCACAACAUUUGUUCUUUUGUCAAAUUAGCUUAGAUAAUUAAUGUGGUUCAGAUAACAUAAUAUUUUGAGUUUCAAUCGCCUUCAUUGUAUUAACUCAAAUUUUCAAUUUUCAAUGAACUCAAAACUUAUUUUUUUAAGUUAAGCCAACAAUUCUUUUUUACAGUGUAGGGACCAAUUUGAGGGUGAGUAAAUGAUGAGUUUUGGAUGAACUAUCCCUUUAACUCCAUUGAUGGUGUUUUGUAUUUGCAUUUUGCGUAACUAUGAGCUCGUGUUUGUUUAUUUCUUAGGAAAAAUUGCUUUGUUGAUUUUUUUUUAUAGCAUUAUAAUCAUGUUCCCUAAGGUCCUUGUGAUCAGUAGCCAAAAAAAGUACAACAAACAAAGUUUCUCAUGACACUACCAGUCAAAUGCUUGGACACACUUGAACUUGUCCAAACUUUUGACUGGUAGAGUACACUUUAUGGACAGGACAUGCUUUCAUUUAUUGUGUAAUAGUAAAUUUUAUUCAGUGAUGUUCUGUCAUGUAGAUGUUCAGGGUAUAAUAUUAGUGGUUAGCUAUAUGUCACUGACAGUUUUGACAUCCUGUAGUGCGAAAUCAAACGACAUGGUUUAAAAUGAGAUUCGCUCAGUGAACAAAGAAUUUCGAUAAUCUCAGGCGAGUCUUGAUCUGGUGUGAUUUUGGGAUUGGAGCCGACAGAGAUAAGCCAUAGACCAUUUUAGAACUAAUAAUGGAAGUGUAGGUCAGAAGAUGAUGUAUCUAUUCCCUCUUUUCCUGUCCUCCACCCCGCUCAUCCUCUCUCUUCCUGACUACUGUAGGCCUGCAUUAUCCUGCUUUGUAACAAAACAUUUCAUUGCGUUGUCACACACAGGCUUUAUAGGUAAUUUAAAGUACAAAAUGUUCCAGGGAAAGUCCCUUUUUAAGCUCAGAUGUUUUGACUAUGAAUUUUUAUGGACUCUUUUACAGAUAUUACUAUGUAGAGUUUAGAGAGCGUAUUCAGGUUCAUGCCUUAAUCUCUGUUAUAGACAUGCGGUGGGUUAAACCGGCCCUCAUUCACUCAGCACUGAUGAUGAGAUUCUACAGCAGAUUUAAAAUAUGACGAGACCAUGUGAUCCAUUGUAAUAUUAACAUGAGGAUUAUUAGUUGUUCCGGAGGUUGUUGGAUAAUUUAGUUAUUGUUUAUUGUUGAAUGUUUAGUGAUGAUGUACAAGUUUUAUCAACAGUAUUUGGGGCAUAAUUUCGAUUACAAUAGAAAAUUAUUUUGACUCGUCUCUCUGUAUUUAUUUUUUUUUAAAAAGCAAAGCAAAUAUCCCAUAUACAGUAGUGUACUUAAAAGUUACAAAGGGUUUAAAAUAGGGAUGCACCGAUAUGAAAAUUUUGGCCGAUAACUCUUUAUAUUUGAAAGCCGAUAACCGAUAUAUUGGCUAAUAAGUUUAAAUCAAAAUUUGUAUAUAAUUUUUGAGAGGCUGAUUAGUUUCACCAAAGUCCCAAGCACACAAUUAUUACAUUCGCAUUAUAAUUUUAUGAAGCCUAUAUGACAGACUUUAUUAUUUCAAUCAUAUUUCAAGCAAUUCAAACAAUAACAUUAAAAAUAAAGAUGCACAGAUACUACAUUUCUCCACCGAUACUGAUGAUUCAGAGUGAUAUCUGCCGAUACCAAUAACGAUACCGAUAGUUUGGGGGUUCUGCAUUUUAUACCUUCUUUUAAAUUAAUGAUAAUUUCAUUAUAAGUAAUAAUUAAUCAUUAUAUUUGAAUUAUAUUUUGAAAGAAAUGCAAAUAAAAACUUUAUUCUGUCCAUUCUAUCCAACUUUCAGAGUAACUGGUAUCAGUUAUAAACAAACACAUUACUCAAAUUAAUAUUGACACGCAUUAACUAAAUUCUGAAGAUUAAAUUAAUGUCUUUCUGAAUGUUAUUAAUUCAUAUAAAUACUAUUAAUAUUGAACAUCAAACUGGUUUCUUAGCAUUUUCUUUUUACAAAGCACAAAUUCAGUGCAUUUUCCUGUCCUUUUGAUUGACAGGAUAUAUCGUCCCUGAUUAUCGGCUGUUUUUAACCUAUCGAUAUAUCGCUAUAUUCAUUUUUAAUUAGAGAGGCACUGAUAUAUCGGCCAGUAACCGAUAUUGGUCGAUAAAAGCAAAUUUUCACACUAUCAGCCGUUAACCAUUAUUAUCGGUGCAUCUCUAAUUAAAAAUGAAUAUAGCGGCUGAUACCGAUAUGGUGGCCGAUAUAUCAUGCACCCCUAGUUUAAAAUCAGAAACAUACAGCUCAUAUUUAUGAUUUAUAAUAUUUAUUUUUUUAAAUAAAUUUAUGAUGAUUUAUAAUAUUAUUGUACCUGUAAAACUGUAAGUCAUGCUUUUCCAGCUGGAACUACUUUAUAGGUGGAUGAACAUCUAUUUGAGUAUUACCAAUGUCAUUUUUGUGAUUGAUUUUUGGUCUCCUUAUGCAUAUUUUAACAAUCCUUCCUUUUUUUUUAAGAGAGGCAUAAGUCACAAUUAUUUUUGCUUUGAAGUCAAUAUUAGGACAUCAGUGCUGUUGAGAAAUUGAGGCAAAAUAUUUCUAUUAGAUAUUAGAUAUGAUUAGAUAUGGUUGUGUUCAUUCGUUUGUUGUGUUCAUUUCAGCUGUAUCUUAUUUUUGCAUCUUAUUUCAGAUUUAAAUUGAGAAUCUCUAUGUUAAGUAAUAGAAACGCUCAGGCUUUUGGGAAGUGCUCAUGCUCCAUCCAUUAUCGCUAGCUAUGUUUCCAUCCACCUGUUUUUAUGCGCAGAAAUAUUAAAAAUGUAUGAGCUCGAUUGAGGCGGAUACCUUUUUAUCGAUAAGAAGACAUGCGCUUAAACUACGACGGAAACACAUUUACCGAAUAAAUCCCUUGAUGCGCAACAACAGACUCACGUGACUUUGCCUCAACAGUGGAUGUGAUUGGAUAACUGGACUAACCAGUGGACCAAUCGCAUCACACAGUAUCUCAAAUGUUGGUUUGAUCAUUCUGAAAUGCCUAAGCCAACCCAGACAGCAACAUAAUGUCGGCCCAGAUCCGGGCCACAACUGGUGUGGAAUUCACGUGUGCCAACACUAUGUUGCUGUCUGGGAAAGUCUGUCAGUAAAAUGAUUUGGUUUAAUUCUCUCCGAGAAGCAUCUCACAUGAUUGUGUUUAUACACACCAGGUAUCUGAACGCAAGAUCACAUGACAGCGUUUAUUACGUUCGUCUGCUCGCUCCGAGUCAAUUUAUGAUGGCGGAAAAAGGAGCCACAGUGGCUUCCCUGAUUGUAGCAACUUCCAUUUUAGUUGGAUAUUUUGCGGCAAUUUUCAGUUUUGUUUUCUUGAACACAUGGAAACGGUGCUUUAUUCGCAGAUGUUUUACGCAAUAUUCAAAUGUAGUUAAAUUCACAACUUUGGAUGGAAACAUAGCUACUGUCAGUACAGCAUCAUGUUGUGUUAUAAAACAACUUUACCUAACUACCUAAAGUAUUAAUUUAAAUAUUUCGUGGCGGAUCAGUCCGUGGUCAUAUUUGAACGUUGCUGUGAAUCUUUUCAACGUCUCAUCCUUCACACUUCACCCUCACGAUCAAAGGGCUCUCUUAUUGGCACACCAUUAUGACCUCACAGUGACAUCAUAGCCGGGGGCGGGUCUUGCUCUGAGAACCGGAUGAGACGCAGCCUGGUCGAUUAGCACGCGUGAACUGUAUCGAUGGGUGCAGAUUCUGUGCCAAUUACUGUAUUUUUGAAGUUCUGGGAGUGCACACGAGCAUUAUCCUUGCGCAAAUGUAUAUGAAUUAUUUUUUAUUGAACAAAUACAUCACUGAAAGUAAAAGUGGUCACAUGCCAUUCAACAGGUUUUUGUCGUCAGUUGUAUAGAAAAUAGCAUAAAACUAUGGUUUGAUUCUGUCUCUACAUCUGCUGUCAUUUGGAGAUGUCACUCCAACUCUGAAACCAUUGUGUUUGUAAGACACAUAUAAAAAAUAAAAAUUUGCAAUAA